AUGAGGCCCUGGACCGGCCGCUGCCUGGGUAUGGGCUUGCUGAUACUAUUAGCCUUGAACCUGCUAUUGUACCUGAUGCGACAGCGAUCGACUGCCCCAUCCUUCACUUGGCCCACUCCCGGCGUGCCAGCACAAGUACGCGCCACGCAAACAGCAGCUGGCCAAGGGGCCCCACCACCCUCGCUACACGUGGUGAUGCGGGACUUUUAUGAAUGGUCGCACCAAUUGCCAGCUGUGCUGGACGCGCUCGAGGCCUAUGCUACUCAUGUAGCUGCCGUGCAUGUCGAUAUUCUGGCUGUGCAAAGCCCUUAUCCGAGUCUCCGUGUUGCCGACAGUCCCCGCUUUUCUGUGCAGAAAUGUACUCUGACGACAGCGCUGGCCAUGCAAACACCUCAGAACCCGUUGGCUCGGCAGAUGCCCAUACACUUCCUCAAUCAAGACGAUGCAGGGAUGCAGCAGUUGGACAAAGCCACUCGGUUUCCCACCCCACAUCUCCUUCAGAAAGAGGCAUCGUGCAGCGCCCAGCGUCUGGGCCAGCUGUACGCCGACGUUGGCAUAAAGCUAGUCAUGCGCGAUGAAGAGCAAGAGUGGCACGGUUGCAAUCGCAAAACCGCACGAUGCUUUGGAACCAUUCUUCACGAUCGACCAGACUACGUGGAGCGCGGUCGCUUCACGCCGCCCUGCUGCCUUGAGCACAUUCGCGAGACGGCCCGCUAUGUCUUUCGCCAACUCGAGGCUGUCGGUGUGCGCUAUUGGUUGGAGGGCGGGACUCUUUUGGGUGCAGUGCGCCAUCGCGAUAUCAUCCCGUGGGACUAUGACGCCGAUCUGGGUCUCUUCCUCUCCGAUGUGGACUUGUGUUGGCAGAUGCGACAAGCUCGUGAUUCGAAUACAUGGAUCGCGUCUCAUCAACAAGACAUGGAAUUUCCAGCCAGGUUUGUGCAUCGACUGGAGCGAUUACCGUUUGUUGGCGUCGAAGCCAACGUGCCAAACAACUACCGUGAAUUUCUGGAGCUCAAGUUUGGUGCUGGCGCCAUUGAGCAUCCGCGUCUCCCGGGAUCAAGCCCAUAG
This is a messenger RNA of Monosiga brevicollis MX1, 1068 nucleotides long. RefSeq lists its product as uncharacterized. The record is from RefSeq and is a predicted model, not a curated record. NCBI's taxonomy places the organism in Eukaryota, Choanoflagellata, Craspedida, Salpingoecidae. The transcript has 7 exons. The coding region runs from base 1 to 1068 and encodes 355 amino acids.